UUUCCCACAAUUCAAAGAGACAAACAAAAAGCUCGUAGUCGCGUUUUAAAAUCAUUAAGUCAUAAAUAACUAUUUUUUGUUGUUAUUGUUAUUAUAUUUUUUAUGUUGUAAUACUCAUGUCAUUUUAAAAAUUCAUCAUUUCACAUAAUCGAUGUGAAUGUACUGAACUAUUGUAAGGAUGUGUUCUCAUAGAGCUUCACGAGGAGCAUGUCACUGAUCCUGUUUGCUUUUGUGGUCCGGGUCAGGGACGGACUCCCUCUCUCCGCCUCCACUGAUUUCCUGCAUAACAAGGAACUUCAGGAGAAAAAGCAACAGAUUAAAAUCAUCUCGAAAUCCUUGAAUGUCUUACCAGAGAGAGGGACAGUCAAGGGCCAUGAGCUCAACAUUCACUUCCUCUCAUGUGAGGGUGUGUCCUACAUGAGCGUAUGUGCCUGCACGCUCCCUGCUGCCACGGCCUUCUGCUUUUUGGAGGACCUGCGCUGGGAAUUCACAGCAUGCUUUGACAACUCUGCAGUGGCCAUGGCAAACAGGCCGUACCCAUUUCUGGAGUUUGAUAGUGCCAUUCAAAAACUUCAGCAGCAUUAUAACCAGAAAGGGGGUCCGUCUCUGGAGGUGACCCUGGCUGAAGUGCAGGAAGACCUCCGAAGCAGCCCCCCUCAGGUUCUCACCAUGGAGGACGUGGUUCUCAGCAAUGGAGCUGCUAAUGGACAUGUGGAGCAAACAACUGCAUCAGGCCAGAGUCAGAGAUUGGAGCCAGUCUCUGCACCCGGAAUCCUCUCACUGGUUCUUAACAUCAUGUGUGCUGCGCUCAACCUUAUUCGUGGUGUUCAUCUUAUCGAAUACACCUUCCAGGAUGAUUAUGAUGGUUUGUGGAAUGUGGUGGCAUUUCUUGUGGCAUUUCUCUGCUGCGUUUGCCAGUGUCAUCUGUACUUGUUCCACACCUGCCAGAAGAGGCUGAAAUCCUUCACUCUCCUGACUCUCAUCGUCUUAUGCAAUGCUUUUCUCUUCGGCCCAAGGAACAUCUGGCAGCUGGUCUUCCACCUGUCCGUGGCCUGUCUCUCCACACUGCUCACCCUACACCGCAAACUGCAGGACAGAAACACGGACUGUGGAGUAUGAGGACUUCAGCCAGCUCUGGGUGAGGAUCAAACACAUCAGAUGAGACUGGCGACCUCAUGGCUCACAUAAACUGACAUCUGAUUUUCCCCUGACUUUUGACUUUUGCUUUAAUCUAAUGGUAAGUUUAUUAUGUAUCACAUGAAUGGUGAGUGCAAUAGCUUUUUUUGGCAGGGGUCUUCAGUUACAUUAUUGCAUAUCAGAAAGUUUUACAUAACUUAUGUUGUGAAUGUAAUAUGAGGAAUUCAAUGAAAAGAUAUGAAUUUGGUUCUGUUAAGUUAAUGUUAUUUAAUUUAUUUGCUGCAAAAUAAGAAUACUUAAAGUUGCUUAAGCUAAUUUAUAGUGUUGGAUAGUUCAAGCAAACUUUAAAGAUGAUUGAUAGCUGAAAUAGUGGUCUUUGGCACUUUGAGGGUCAAAAAAUAUAUACAGGGAAAUCAACAUUUAUACUUGUGGUUCCUGAUGACAUACUGGUCUGUUAAGUAGUGAAAUUAUGUGCACAUUUUCACCUAAAAAUAUUCUUCAAUGAUGUACUGUAGAAAAAAGUGACCUACAUUUUUGUGACCACACCUAAUAUAAAAAAAAACCGGGAGAUUUAGAUUUUAGGAAGAACUAUCAAUUUCAACUUUCAUUAGUUUAAUUGUUGCUAUAAAUGAACUGAAUGUGUUCUGGUUUUGAGUCUGUCAUUUUAAUUUAUGAAGGAAAUUUAGUAAUUAACAAACACUUUGUUUUCCUUUUGAACAGUGUUUGUUAGUAGGUUUGUAAGCAUUUUUUUGUUGUCAUUUUAGUUUUAUAAUUUGUAAAAAAUACACAUUCAGGUUGUUAAGCUAGUCUUCUUCUUUGUUUAAAGAAAGUUUUAGGAAGCCAACUCUUUAUAUUAUACUCAUUCCAAAGACUGAAGUAAUUUCAACACAUUUCAACAUAUUAUCAUAAUACAACAUUCAUUUUAUCAAAUUAGCAAAAGAAAGAAGUGAUACAAAAAAUUGCAUUUCUUAACAAAAAACAUCUAUUAUAACCAUUAUUUUUGGUCAGCAUACAUUUAUUUUACAGAGCUUAGUUUACAUCUUAAUAUGUAAUAAUGAUUUGCACUAUUAUUCUUUAUAAAACAGACAAAAACCCAUUUGUUUAUUUUGCAGCAUACAGUAUUAGAAUAUAAAAAGUCUUAAUGAACUUAAGAUGAAGUUGAGUUUGUUUACAUUAAUCAUUCAUCAGUUUUAUCUGCUUAAAAUAAUCAGUAUGUGUCCUGUCAAAUUAAUCCGACUCAGAAUAUUUAGUUUGUGCACUUGCUAUUAUUCCUCAAGCAAUCAGCAUCUGUUUAAAGCAACACUCCACUAUUUUGGAAAUAGGCUUAUUUUUGUUUAGCUUGGCAUAAAUCAUUGAAUCACAUUAGAUUAGGGGUGUCCAAACUCGGUCCUGGACGGCCGGUGUCCUGCAUAUUUUAGCUCCAACUUGCCUCAUUACACCUGCAUGGAAGUUUCUAGAAAGCCAAAUGAGACCUUGAUUAGCUAGCCCAAGUGUGUCUGAUUGGGAAUGGAACUAAACUUUGCAGAACACCGGCCCUCCAGGAUUGAGUUUAGACACUCCUGCAUUAGACCAUUAAUAACUUGUCAUGGUACUGCAGCAAAGUUCUUUGAUUAUUACGUCAGAAUGAGAGUAUAGUUCCUAGUAAUAUAGACAUAAAAACAGCAACUUUUAAUUUUCCAUUGGUCUUAAUACACACCUUAACUACAGAAGAAUUAAGUUUUAAAUAGGAAAAUUAUUGAAAAUCUUUUUUGAAGGGUGAGGCAGUGGCGCAGUAGGUAGUGCUGUCGCCUCACAGCAAGAAGGUCGCUGGUUCGAACCUCGGCUCAGUUGGCGUUUCUGUGUGGAGUUUGCAUGUUCUCCUUGCCUUUGCGUGGGUUUCCUCCGGGU
Danio rerio (zebrafish) is the source of this 3024-nucleotide messenger RNA. The record is from RefSeq and is a predicted model, not a curated record. NCBI's taxonomy places the organism in Eukaryota, Metazoa, Chordata, Actinopteri, Cypriniformes, Danionidae.